This is a messenger RNA of Penaeus vannamei (Pacific white shrimp), 944 nucleotides long. RefSeq lists its product as uncharacterized. Lineage: Eukaryota; Metazoa; Arthropoda; Malacostraca; Decapoda; Penaeidae. The record is from RefSeq and is a predicted model, not a curated record.
CCGAGUAUUCCAAAGACACGCUUCUGCACAGGCUGGAUUAACAUGACGGAAGAUGGAUCAGCCAUAAUAAAGAUGUUGGAGGAGUUAUGGAUACGGGAAUACUCAUCAUGAAGAAGGUGGGGGGGUAUGAGUCGUCCAUCACAUGGGCUGAGAGUACUAAGUCGAAGUUGCGAGAGAUUUUCGAGAAGCAAAUGGAACCAUGCAAGCAUCAAGUCAUAUGUCAUGGCGACGCCUGGAAUAACAACCUGCUUUUCAAAUACGACGAAGACGGCGUCCCUGUGGAAGUGAUGCUGGUCGACCUGCAGUUGUGUCGGCGGGAAUCCUUCGCCGUGGACCUCAACUACUUCCUGUACACGAGCCUCACGGGUGACGUGAGGAAGCCCAACCUGGACGCCCUCCUGGAGACGUACCGAGGCCACUUCAACGGCGUGGUGGAGGCCGGAGGAGCUGGAGGCGAGGGCGCCUCAGUGAGGUCGAAGUCGUGCAGGAAUUCCGACGCUUGAACAUCCUCGGGGCCAUCUUCAACAUGAUGAUCAUAGGUGCCUUGCUGAUGGAGCCGGGGACGUGCCAGAGUUCGUGGCGUCGGGAGACGGUGCGGACGACCUGGAGAGGGUCCUCGCGGAUUGCCGAGCGAAGAGCUUGGAGAUGGUCGACACGAACCCUCUGAUGCGGCCGCGGUUCCUCUCCGUGUUCGACGAGUUGACGGAGGCCGGGCUCAUCCCCGCGUCAGGAGCGCCCUGAAGAAGGAACUUGAUCUCUCAGAUUUUUUCUCUUCUAAAUGGAAUUAUGUGCCAUAUAGAGAAUUGUUAUUCCAGAUUGAUAUCUAAAUGUUGUUUUCUUGUUUUUCCUAUACAGAUAUUAAUACUUGAUAUUGAAGGAAGGCAUCGUAGAUGCAUAUAUAUGUUAUAUAGCUGAUUUACUUAUACCUAUUGAUGAAAUAUAAA